AAAAAAAAAGCAACUGCAAAUAAGGCUUUUCUUGUUUUGUUUGUCUUUGUUUUAAGGAAGAAAUGUCAUCCGCAAAAAGAAGUCUAAAACGGGAAAUAAUUUCUGAACUCCACUGUUCCGCUGCAGAAGGAGAUGUUGCCAGGUUGGCAGGGAUACUCAGUCAUUCUCCAUCCCUGCUCAACGCAGCCUCUGAAAAUGGCUGGACUGCCUUAAUGUAUGCGGCAAGGAAUGGGCAUCCUGAUGUUGUCCAGCUUCUGCUUGACAAAGGAUGUGACAGGUCACUUGUCAAUAAAUCAAGGCAAACUGCGCUGGAUAUCGCUGUAUUUUGGGGUUAUAAGCACAUAGCUAACAUGUUAGCUAAUGCAAAAGGCGGGAAGAAGCCUUGGUUCCUAACCAACGAAGUAGACGAAUGUGAAAAUUAUUUUAGCAGAACACUGCUGGACCGGAAGAGUGACAAAAGAAAUAACUGUGACUGGCUGCAAGCUAAAGAGAGCCACCCGGCCACAGUUUAUAUCCUGUUCUCAGACUUAAACCCCCUGGUUACUCUGGGUGGUAACAAAGAGAGUUCGCAGCAGCCGGAAGUCAGGCUCUGCCAGCUGAGCCACACAGAUGUAAAGGAUUACUUGGCACAGCCUGAGAAGAUUACCUUGGUGUUCCUCGGAGUAGAACUUGAGAUGAGAAAAGGAUGGCAUGAUAACGCUGAGGGAGGGCCGGUGGAAGACCAGGAUGGUUUGGUUGCUUGGUUUGCCCUCGGCAUCGAACCUGUCGCCGCUGAAGAGUUUAAGCAAAGACACGAAAACUGUUAUUUUCUUCACCCUCCGAUGCCGGCUCUUCUGCAGUUGAAAGAAAAAGAAGCCGGGGUUGUAGCUCAAGCACGAUCUGUUCUCGCGUGGCAUAGUCGAUACAAGUUCUGCCCAACCUGUGGCAGCGCCACUAAAAUCGAAGAAGGUGGCUAUAAAAGAGUGUGCUUAAAAGAGAACUGUCCUAGUCUCCAUGGCGUCCACAACACAUCUUAUCCAAGAGUUGAUCCAGUAGUGAUCAUGCAGGUUAUCCACCCGGACGGAACCAAAUGUCUUCUAGGCAGGCAAAAGAGAUUUCCUCCAGGCAUGUUUACUUGUCUCGCUGGAUUUAUUGAACCUGGGGAGACAAUAGAAGAUGCUGUGCGGAGAGAAGUAGAGGAGGAAAGCGGAGUCAAAGUUGGCCAUGUUCAGUAUGUCUCUUGUCAGCCAUGGCCAAUGCCCUCCUCCUUAAUGAUUGGUUGUUUAGCUGUGGCGGUGUCUACAGAAAUUAAAGUUGACAAGAAUGAGAUAGAGGAUGCCCGAUGGUUCACUAGAGAACAGGUUGUGGAUGUUCUUACCAAAGGGAAGCAGCAAGCAUUCUUUGUACCACCAAGCCGAGCUAUUGCACAUCAGUUAAUCAAACACUGGGUUGGAAUGAACCCCAAUCUGUAAAUGAAAAAUACUAGCAUCUGCUGGAGUAUUAUUUAAUUUUAAUACUACUUAUUUCUCAAAUAAGAUUAGAUAUAUUUUUUGAUCUUUAAAACCUAUAACAUAAAAUUUGGAGGCCUCAAAAAUAUUUUAAAUGUUCUUUCCAUUAUUAACUACAAAAUUCACAGUUUUGUAAAUUAGAAAUGAUGCCUCAACCUGUAAACAUUUUUGUAAUGCUUCACAAUUUUAUCUUGUAAAAUGAACUGUAUUUGUACAAAGAAAGAUCAUGUUGGAAUGAAGCAUGCUCUAGAAAUGGG
Messenger RNA from Phodopus roborovskii (desert hamster), 1744 nucleotides. It is a transcript of the gene Nudt12, whose product is annotated as nudix hydrolase 12. Gene Ontology annotation, cellular component: cytosol. The transcript has 6 exons. The coding region runs from base 63 to 1451 and encodes 462 amino acids. NCBI's taxonomy places the organism in Eukaryota, Metazoa, Chordata, Mammalia, Rodentia, Cricetidae. Gene Ontology annotation, biological process: NAD+ catabolic process; NADP+ catabolic process. Gene Ontology annotation, molecular function: NADH pyrophosphatase activity; protein binding; metal ion binding. The record is from RefSeq and is a predicted model, not a curated record.